AUGCGUAGAUACAUCACCAGUAAUACCACACAAGUAUUUACCAACUCUCUCCUCUCAAAAACGUGCGCUCAAAGACACUAUUCCCAAUCAUCGAAUUCGGAGAAGGCACCACUACCACCUAAUUUUGAGUCAGCAAUCAUUAAUGACAAUACUAAAGUCAAUAUUGAAUCUCAGAUAAAUUCCGAAAUAUUAACUGAGAGGAAGUAUCAUGUUAUUCCAUCCAUCUUUGAACAAUAUGGAACACCUCGUCCUCCAACUUUUUCACUCAUUCAUCAAUAUAACUCGGAUUCUAAACAUUUGGACUUUUCUACAACAUCAGAAGUAACAGCAAGUUUGCCAAACAUUGAAAAAACCUACCCGGAUUCUCAUCUCAUAGAAUAUUACUCGAAACAUAAUGCACAACUGAAAUCUGUUCAAUUGAAAGAUAAUGUUGUUGACAGUCAACCAUAUUACAGAUUAUCUGCAUUUAAUUAUGGAUCUGUAAGAUACAGUUUAUUAAGAUCAGGAUUUAAACGUGUUGGAAAGGAUGUUCCAGUUGUUGAAAGAGGAUAUUUAAAACUUUCAGAACAAGAUCAAGAAAAGAGAUUUGAAAGUUUUGUUAACGAACCAUUUUCAAUUUACUGGGGUAGACACUUACCAGCUCAUUUCUAUCAGCAUUUAAAUCAUUUCCAAAGAGUGAACCACUUUCCUGGAUCAACUAAUUUGGGUAGAAAGGAUCUAUUGUUUAUCAAUUUAUUCAGACAAAAACAAUUGUCAGGUGAUUCAGAAUAUGGUUUCUUUCCUGACAGCUUUUUACUUCCUUAUGAUUAUAAGGUUUUUCAACAAAGAUGUAAAGAGCAGGAUUUAUUUAUCCUUAAACCUUUUGCAAGCAGUUGUGGUCGUGGUAUAAGUGUGUAUAAUACCAAGAAACAUGCACCACUCCCAGAAGAUAAACGUAUACUCGUACAGGAAUACAUCGCUAACCCUCUACUGAUAGCAGGAAAGAAAUUUGAUAUGAGAUUAUAUGUUUUAGUUUCAUCAUAUGAUCCGCUUCGUGUAUAUCUUCAUUGUGAUGGUUUGGCACGUUUUGCCACUGAGGAAUAUGACAUGUCAAGACUAGAUUCUGUUUUUUCCCAUCUCACUAACUAUUCCAUCAAUAAGAAAUCAGAUAAUUUCGUAAGAAAUGAUGAAGAAUGUGAGGAUGAGGAAGAUGGUUGGAAUGAACAUGCUCACAAGUGGAGUAUUCCAUCUUUAAAAACCUAUUUGGCUCGUAAUGGAUAUCCAGUUGAUAAAAUUUGGGGUGAUAUUGAAGGUCUCAUUGUAAAGACAUUAAUUUCUGUUGAGAAUAGAAUUCGUGGCACAUGUGAAAAGGUUCAAAUGCCAUCAAAGAACAAUUGUUUCGAGAUUUAUGGAUUUGAUGUUAUGUUAGAUGGAGAUCUUAAACCAUGGCUUAUUGAAGUUAACAUUAUGCCAUCACUUGCUGUUUCUUCAGUAUUGGAUAAGAGAGUCAAAGUAGAUGUUUUAAGCGAGUCGUUCCAUAUUUUAGGAAUGAUUCCUCAUUCUCGAGCCAAUUAUGAGCAAGAAAAGAAGACUAAACUGAACUAUUACGGAGAGUCUGUAAGUGCCAAAGAAAAGUACAUUCUUCAUGAUAGCGAAGAUGAACUGUCCAGAUUGCACAACUUUAAGAGAAUCUAUCCGCCUGUUGAUGGUAACCCAGCCAGAUAUGAACAUUUAUUCCAAGAACAUGUCGAAUCUAACAAGGUACUCAUAGAUUUUGAAAAGGAAAAAAGAACAACAACAAAUAUUGAAUCCCUUCACAAACUGAUUGCAUAA
Naegleria gruberi is the source of this 1812-nucleotide messenger RNA. Its product is annotated as tubulin tyrosine ligase. The record is from RefSeq and is a predicted model, not a curated record. The transcript has a single exon. Gene Ontology annotation, molecular function: tubulin-glutamic acid ligase activity; tubulin binding. Gene Ontology annotation, biological process: protein polyglutamylation; microtubule cytoskeleton organization. The coding region runs from base 1 to 1812 and encodes 603 amino acids. Lineage: Eukaryota; Heterolobosea; Eutetramitea; Acrasida; Naegleriidae. Gene Ontology annotation, cellular component: cilium.